AGUAAAUGUAAUGUUUUAAACCUUGACUGUUGCCAACUGGUUAAUCGUAUAGAAAAUGGAGAGUCCCACUUCAAGCAGUAUAUCUGUGACGAAACGAUUGGCCGCGUUGAUGCCAUGCGAUGACAAUUCUUGUUGCUGCAUACCACGGAGGAGUACUGUCAUUCUCAUCUCAAUUAUUAACUUUGUAAGGAAUAUUUAAAGUAUUAGACAUAGGUAACGACGUUUUACAUAAAGUUUACAUAAGUAUACGUACAUUAACUAUAAAUAGAGUAUGGCCGAUUGACAUUAUUCGAGUCCAGCGAAUCCAGUGCUGGAAUCUACUAGAUCCAUGAAAAAUCUAGUGCGAUUAUUACCUUCUUUCAGUAUUUCAGCACUGGAUUCGUUCGCUGGUCUAUAAUUAUUAAAACCGAGCAUUUCGAUAAUAAUAACCUUCUCAAGUCUAAAGAUGUUUUUGGUACAAAAUGUAAGCACAUAUAAAAAGCUAAUUUAGGUAAACAUGCCAGGUUACUACAAAUGUGAAAUUCUGCAAUUGACUUUGAACUCUACCCUCAAAUUAAGGUUUUAAAAUCAAGUUGACAGUUGAAAAAAAAAGACAGUUUUGUAAAACGUAAUGUCCUGUUAACUGUACAUUAUCUAUUCUAAAAUCGUUAUUUCAUUCUAAUUCUAAUUGGAAUCUGCAGAAUAGAAAUAUUAAAUAAUAAUAUUACUAAAUUUAACUUCAUGAUUCUUUUCUUAGUAAAUUUAAGUGUAAAUAAAAAUAUCAAUUCUUACUAUCAUCUAAUUUUGACUAUGAACUGUUGACGAAAUGAUGAAUGAAUGAAUUCUACUUUUAAUUAUUACAUAUGUAUACGUAUAAAAUUCGCUGUUUCUGCCAUAAAAGGGACCCUAAAAUUCACCCCGGUUAUUGAAGCUGUAACUGAAUAAAGGUUGAUUCAAGUUGGGUUUCUUUACACUUGUGUUUUUUUAAUUUUUAGGCGUUGUUUUUUAAUAUAGUAAUUAAUUCACUGCAUACAAAUCGUUACAGUUUGGCUGCCUAAUGGAUCUAAUGUCGAGCGAUACAUGUAUGAGUGCAUACUGCGAGGCGCGGGAGUACGCUGAUUCGCUCAGAAAAUUGUUGGUCACGUUAUUCCAAGUUGCCAAUUUGUUGCUAUUGCUUGCCUCUAUAUUUGGGGCAGACGAGCAAACGGAUCACCUGAUGGUAAGUGAUUACCGUCGCCCAUGGACACCUGCAACACCAGAGGGGCUACAAGCGCGCUGGCGGCCUUUGAGGGACGAAUAUGAUCUUAGGGAGGGAAGGGUUGAGGGGUGGAGGGAAGGGAAUAGGAAGGGGUUGGGCCUCCGGUACCCUCACUCACACGACGAAACACAACGCAAGCGUUGCUUCACAUCGGUUUUCUGUGAGGCCGUGGUAUCACUCCGGUCGAGCCGGCCCAUUCAUGCCGAAGCGAGGCUCACUCGUGGCAGAUGCAGUUCGAAGCAGGGGCAAUGA
Diatraea saccharalis (sugarcane borer) is the source of this 1489-nucleotide messenger RNA. The record is from the annotation of a GenBank genome assembly. Lineage: Eukaryota; Metazoa; Arthropoda; Insecta; Lepidoptera; Crambidae.